Rhizopus microsporus ATCC 52813 is the source of this 875-nucleotide messenger RNA. Its product is annotated as ribonuclease T2. Gene Ontology annotation, biological process: RNA catabolic process. Lineage: Eukaryota; Fungi; Mucoromycota; Mucoromycetes; Mucorales; Rhizopodaceae. Gene Ontology annotation, cellular component: extracellular region. Bases 71 to 811 code for a protein of 246 amino acids. Gene Ontology annotation, molecular function: RNA binding; ribonuclease T2 activity. The transcript has 6 exons. The record is from RefSeq and is a predicted model, not a curated record.
GCAAUCGAGAUUAUACAUAUAAAAGGAGUACCCCAUUUUCAUUUAUUUCUAUUUCUUAUUAUUUUACAACAUGUUUAUGACAACAAAAAUUGCCCUUGCCCUUGGAAGUUUAAUCGGUUUAGUUGCUGCUCAAUCCUCUUGUAGCCCCGAUACUGUAUCUUGUCAUUGGUCUGGAACUGUAGAUUCUUGUUGUUCUCCCAAGUAUGGUCUUGUCGUCCUUAAUCUUCAAUGGGUACCUGGGUAUGGCCCUAAUGAUGAAUUCACUCUCCACGGUCUCUGGCCCGAUAAAUGUGAUGGUACAUAUGCUCCUUCCAAUGGCUGUGAUUCAAGCAGGAACUUGAACAAUAUUGCUUCAAUUAUCAAAUCGGCGAAUGGCACGCUAUAUAACCGUAUGAAUACUUUUUGGCCUAGUUACAAAGGAGAUAACAAUGUCUUUUGGUCUCAUGAAUGGAAUAAGCAUGGUACCUGUGUAAGCACCCUUCGUCCCACUUGCUAUGGCGAUAAGUAUGUUAAAUAUCAAGAAAUUCCAGAGUAUUUCGAGAAAGCACUUGAUCUCCGUGAUGAAUAUGACGUCUAUGGUGCUCUCAGUUCAAAAGGUAUCAUCCCAGGCACUAAUCACAGUGCAAACGCCUUUGUUGAUGCCAUUCAAUCCCGUCUUGGUGUACAACCUAUGUUGAACUGUAGUCGAUCAGGCACAUUGACUAAUGUUUCUCUCUUUUUUAAUGUCCGUGGCCGUGAUAACUAUGUACUUACAAACAGUACUUCAAGGGGAUCAUGUUCUGGAAAUGUUCGCUUUCCAAAGAAAUACUAAUAAAACGUAUGUUUAUUUAAAAGUCAUAAUCAUCGUCUUCAUCCCUUGUACGCUUAACCGGUGG